AUGAAAGAGUUGGAAAAAGCUUCAAGGAUUCAGGGAAUGGAGGUUAACAGAGAUAAAGCUAAGGGAGUUCUAGCUCUGUUACAAGAAAGUCAGGAAAAGGAAGCUAAAACUUUCAAAAUGAAUGAAGCUACAGUAGUUGAAGGGAAGGAAUCGGGAACCGAACUUAUGGACACAAGAUUUCAGAUCAUCACAGAUUUGGUAUCCAAAGGAGAUGUUGUCCUAAACAAGAUACUAAAAACAAUUGAACCAACAGAUGUUAUGACUCAAGCAAUAGAUGGAGAGGACUUUCAUGCUUGCUACGAUCUCCUCAACAUCGUAAGGAGGACGACACAGCUCCAGGCGCCUGGAAAUACGGUGAGGAGACUUAUAUUCCAGGUGGAGCUGCAGAUUCUGAUUCCAUGUGGAGUUUCUGUGAUGAAGAUUCAAGAAAUCCGAGUUAGGAUUUCAGCGGCUCAAAGGGGAAAAAGAAUCAGCAGCAAGAGAGGAGAUGAUUCAUGGUUAAGAGAGUACCUGAAGUCAUCAAGGAGAAAAAGAACACCAGUUCAUCAAAGGAGCUGCUGUGAAAAUUCAAAGUUAGAAUGUUAUGUAAUCUAUGAAAAUCGAAAGAGACCUAAUGAAGGAAGAUCAGGACUGUGA
Messenger RNA from Arabidopsis thaliana (thale cress), 636 nucleotides. RefSeq lists its product as uncharacterized. The record is from RefSeq and is marked reviewed. The transcript has 4 exons. The coding region runs from base 1 to 636 and encodes 211 amino acids. Lineage: Eukaryota; Viridiplantae; Streptophyta; Magnoliopsida; Brassicales; Brassicaceae.